Messenger RNA from Engraulis encrasicolus (European anchovy), 3092 nucleotides. RefSeq names its product cyclin dependent kinase 18 (gene cdk18). Gene Ontology annotation, biological process: protein phosphorylation. Gene Ontology annotation, molecular function: cyclin-dependent protein serine/threonine kinase activity; ATP binding. Bases 104 to 1519 code for a protein of 471 amino acids. The record is from RefSeq and is a predicted model, not a curated record. Gene Ontology annotation, cellular component: cytoplasm; nucleus. The transcript has 16 exons. Lineage: Eukaryota; Metazoa; Chordata; Actinopteri; Clupeiformes; Engraulidae.
CCUGUGCAAGCCUUCCAGUGGACACACCAGGGGACCACUGGCACGGCACUGGCACUAGCCACAUCACUGGGCACCUCACCAUCUGGCAUUAAUCUGCAGCGACAUGAACAAAAUGAAGAACUUCAAGCGGCGCUUUUCCCUGUCUGUGCCCAGAACAGAGACCAUCGAGGAGAAUGAGUUCACAGAGCAGAUCAACCAGCUCAACAUCCGACACAGUGAAGAUCUGGCGCCCAACAGCCUGGGUCUGCCGUCACUGCAUCCGGAGCCGGAGCCUGGGCAAGAGGCAGCGGAGGACGAAGGUCACUCUCCCACCCACCAGUACUACCGUAGCAAACACCAACUCCGACGCUUCUCCAUGGAGGACAUGACGAAGCGGAUGUCUCUGCCUAUGGACAUCCGCCUGCCGCCGGAGUUCCUGAGGAAGCUACAGCAACAAGCGGAGAGCCCAGAGCCCUGCAAACCACUCAGCCGCAUGUCCAGACGGGCCUCGCUGUCGGACAUUGGUUUUGGAAAGCUUGAGACCUACGUAAAAUUGGGAAAACUGGGCGAGGGCACAUACGCUACAGUAUUCAAGGGACGCAGUAAACUCACAGAGAACCUUGUGGCUCUGAAAGAGAUCCGUCUGGAGCACGACGAGGGAGCGCCUUGCACAGCCAUACGGGAAGUUUCCCUACUGAAGAACCUGAAGCACGCCAACAUCGUCACACUGCACGACAUAAUUCAUACAGAGCGCUGUCUCACUCUCGUCUUUGAGUACCUGGAUAGUGACUUGAAGCAGUACCUUGACAACUGUGGGAGUCUCAUGAGCAUGCACAAUGUGAAGAUUUUUAUGUACCAACUGCUCAGAGGCCUGUCCUACUGCCAUAAGAGGAAAAUAUUACACAGAGACCUCAAGCCCCAGAACCUGCUAAUUAAUGACAAGGGAGAGCUGAAACUUGCUGACUUCGGCUUGGCCAGGGCCAAAUCCGUCCCCACUAAGACCUACUCCAAUGAAGUGGUGACGCUCUGGUACCGACCACCUGAUGUCCUGCUGGGCUCUACAGAGUACUCCACACCCAUUGAUAUGUGGGGGGUGGGCUGUAUCCUGUUUGAGAUAGCCACGGGGCGGCCGAUGUUCCCAGGCUCAACGGUGAAGGAAGAGCUGCAUCUUAUUUUCCGACUAUUAGGAACCCCAACAGAGGACACCUGGGUGGGUAUCACUUCAACCGAGGAGUUCCGGUCCUACCUCUUCCCUCAGUACAAGCCGCAGCCGCUGAUCAAUCACGUCCCCAGACUCGACACAGACGGAAUUGACCUCCUCGCUGCAACGCUUUUGUAUGAGUCACGGAACCGCAUCUCUGCUGAGAUCUCCCUAAGGCAUCCGUACUUCAAGUCCCUGGGGGAGAACAUCCUGACGUUACCAGACACAUCUUCUAUCUUCUCCCUUGAGGAGGUGCAGUUACAGAAGGACCCGGGGCACCGGACCUCUGUGUUCCCACAAACAGGUCGAGGCAAGAACCGCAGGCAGAGCAUAUUUUGAAGCACUGGAGGCCUUGAAGAAAUGCCAAUUUGUUUUGACAUCCUUAUGAACUUUACUAAGUGGAAGAAGAGGAACCGUGCUGGGAAGAGCAGAUAUUUCUGCAUUACUUUGCUGUCCUCUAUACUGUAGAUGGAGGAACAACAAAUAUGUGACGGCAAGAUUAAAAACAAACAAAAAAUGUUGUACAACACCUCUGGACAGAAGUUGAAAAGUGGAGUUAUUAAGGUUGUACACACAUAAUAAGUAACUUAAUGUUUAUGUUUUUUGUUUCUUUUGCCUUGGAUCCUUCAAACCUGGUUUUGAACCUAAUGCCAUUCAACACCAUUCCCUUUGCUCACAUCUCUGAAUAAAUCAUCUGGAUAAAUCAUCUGUUCUCUUGGCUGUGCCCUGAGUAUGACACCGGUGAAAUCACAAGUGUUACAGUUUUGAUGGAUAGUUCAGUACACGUGAAUAGCAUUUUGUAUAUUCACAUUCAGGCUCACAGUGAUGGUAGAAAAAAAAUCACCAAUGUCUGAAUGUGAGGACCUAAAGAAGCAUGUUUUUGUUGCCGUAGUUUCAUAAGAACUCAUAAUAAUAUGGAAUAUAUAUUCUGUCAACUUGUUUGUGAAAGUAUUACUAUAAUUUGCCUAUGCUGACAGAGCAGUAUUUCCAGAUAAAGUUUUGUUAUAUCUUUUACACUGCACUCCGUGAAGUUUGUUUUAAGUUUUUUUUUUUUUUAAAGAUUUGUUUUUGGUCAAAAAUAAUGGAGAGCCAUCUCUUUUAAACUGACAAGAGUACUUAGACGAAGUUGAGCAUUUAGUAGCUUCCUGACGUAACUUGCACAUCAAGGGCAGUGGGACAUGCAUGCGGGCCUAUUCCUCAGACACAUCUUUUCCACAUUUGUAGCUGCAGUCCCAGUGUUCCUUAGUAGGCCAUAAUAACAUUUAGUGACUUGAAAACCCAGACAUCACAGAUGUCAUCUCAGUAUGUGUUGGAAAUGUGAGACUGAUUCAUGUGCUGACUACAAACCUCCACUAGGGGGCAAAAGUAUGACUGUCAAGGGGAGGAGAGAGAGAGAGAGAGAGAGAGAGAGAGAGAGAGAGAGAGAGAGAGAGAGAGAGAGAGAGAGAGAGAGAGAGAGAGAGAGAGAGAGAGAGAGAGAGAGAGAGAGAGAGAGAGAGAGAGAAUAAAAAUAAUAUGGAUUAUUUGUAAAUUUUAUUUAAAGAUAUUCUAUUCUAUACUUCAGCUAUUUUAGCAUCACUGGCACAGAAAUACUGCUGUAUUGGUUUUGUUGUGGUAAAUGAAAUAUUUUAAAGUACUUUCUCAGAAGAAAUUAAUAUAUAUAAAUAUAUGUAUUUUAACAGAAUUUUAUUCUCAGUGAAAUUUAUGCCAGAGAAAAGAAAAGACUGUAUUAAAUGACACUAGAUGAUGUCUUAUAUAAUUGGCCUAUACUUAGACUAUUUUGUAUAGAAAUGUGUUGUUUAAUAUAUUGUGUGAUUUGUCUACAUGAUGAUACUGAAGAUGAAUGUAUUGUGACUGCUGAAAAGCCCAAAGUGAUUAAAUAACAAAUAAAUAAAAGAAAGUUUAUUGCAUA